UAUUUGAUAUCUUGAAUUACAUCCUCUCUACUCCUUGACGAAUUAUUUUGUUUCAAUUCCGUUCCAUAUUGACUUAAUGGCUGCCUAUAGUGUUGUAAUUUCUCUUCUUCAAACUCUUAACCAACGAAAUCCAGAACUCUUUUAUAGUCGCACUGCUGAAGCGCUCGAUUCUGUUCGUUCUACUGCUGAAUAUUUCCAAAACGUUCUUGAAAAUGCUAGCAAGAGUAGAUUUGACACUGAAAAGAUCAAAUCUUUGGAGGAAAAAAUAAGAGUUGCUGUUAGUUAUGCAGAAGAUGUUGUUGAGAUGAAAAUUUCUCAGAUCGUCAGAGGCUCAAGCUGGACAUUUGGAAUUUUACAACACCAAGAUUUGCUACCACUUUUUGAAAAAAUGGAUACAACAAAGAAACAAGUGAUGGAGAUUGUUUCACAUCAUGCUGAUCAAGUUCUUGAAUUAUAUGGGGAUUCCUUGAUUGGCACUUAUUCUACUCGUUAUCCAAUGUUGGAAGAUGAUAUUGUGCAGGGACUUGAUGAUGACUUGGAGAUCAUAAUUAAUAGAUUGAAAGGACGACCACGGGAUCUAGACGUUGUCACAAUAUCAGGCAUGGGUGGCAUUGGCAAAACAACACUCGCUAAAAAAGCUUAUGAUCAGGUAACAAUCAGGUAUCACUUUGACAUUCUUGCUUGGGUUACAAUAUCUCAAGAAUUUCGAGCUAGAAAUGUAUUGUUAGAGGCUUUACAUUGUAUUCCAAAGAAAUCAGUUAGUGUGAAUGCAAAAGAUUAUAAUAAAAUGGAUGACAAUCAGUUAGCAGAGCUGGUGCAAAAGAGCCUAAAGGGUCAAAGAUACCUUUUUGUUGUUGAUGAUAUUUGGAGUACGGAUGUCUGGGAUAGCCUAAGACGAAUAUUUCCUGAUUGUAACAAUAGGAGUCGAGUCUUAUUGACUACUAGGGAAACCGAGGUAGCAAUGUAUGCAAAUACUUGUAGCCCUCAUAAGAUGAGGCUUUUGAGUUUAGAAAACGGUUGGAGGUUACUCUGUGAUAAGGUGUUUGGACCAAAACGUGAUCAUCCUCCUGAAUUGGAAGAAAUUGGAAAGGUAAUAGUAGAAAAAUGCCAAGGACUACCUUUGACAAUUUCAGUGAUUGCGGGACAUCUUUCUAAAAUAGCUAGGACAUUGGAAUGUUGGAAGGAUGUUGCCCGAAACUUAAGUGAAAUCAUUGCUAGUCAUCCAGAUAAAUGCUUAGGAGUGCUCGGUUUGAGUUACCACCACUUGCCUAAUCGCCUCAAACCUUGCUUUCUUUCCAUGGGUGAUUUCCCAGAGGAUUUUCAGGUUGAGACUUGGAGAUUGAUCCAAAUAUGGAUUGCAGAAGGUUUCAUAAUUAGGACUUUUGAAAAUGGUAAAACUUUGGAGGAAGUGGCGAUAGAUUAUUUGGAGGAUCUUAUUAGCAGGAACUUGAUACAAGCUAGAAAAAGGAGAUUCAAUUGUGAGAUAAAAACAUGUGGAAUACAUGAUCUACUGCGUGAGUUUUGUUUGAUAGAAGCUGAAAUGACAAAGCAUAUGCAUGUUGAGAGAACUCGCCCUACUCUUCCAACACAAAGGCACAAUGCCCGUCACUUCAGUUUUCAACCCAGAUUUUAUCCAUUUGCUGAUUUUUCUGAGAUAUUACCCACUGUUGCAAGAUCUAUUUUCUUAUUUUCUCACUUGGAUCAACCUCUUGAACCCUAUAUUAAGCUUCUCAUGAUAUUGCCCAUCUACCGUCAUAAUCAUAUAACACAUGAUUUUUUCUCUCGUUUCAACCUUCUCAGGGUAUUAGCCAUCUUCAAUACAGAUGUAUGGUUCGAGUCUUUUCCACUUGUGAUUACAACGUUAUUUCAUUUGAGAUAUCUCCAAUUUCCAUUUCACGUCAAAAUUCCUGGCUCAAUCUCAAAGCUUAACAAUUUGCAAACUCUAAUUUGUAGUGGUCAUACUUUACCUAGGGAGAUAUGGAUGAUGAAGAACUUGAGGUAUAUAUGUCUGGAGGUACCCUCUCAUUUACCCAGUCCUAGAAUAGGAAGUCUUGUGACAGGGAUGUCAAACCUAGAGGAACUUUCUGGUGUUUGUUACUUCAGUUGUACAAAGGAAGUCUUUUCUGGCAUUCCAAAUCUAAAAGUCUUGAUCAUUCAUUUACCUCAUAUCUCGAAAGGAAUUCCCCAUCAUCAAUUGGAUUUGUCCGGAUUGACAAAACUCGAAGUAUUCAAGUUAUACGGGGCACCUUAUUUGAGAGAUCCCAUCAAGAGAUUUGGUUUUCCAACAUCACUUAGGAGGUUGUCUUUAAGUCAGUGUUGCUAUUUUGAUUGGGCAGACCUAUCAUCAACUGCUAUGAUGUUGCCAAAUCUUGAAGUGCUCAAACUUAUACAUUAUGAACCCUUGAGUAAUGAAUGUAGAUUGAGUGAUGAAUGGAGAAUGAGUGAUAAAGAUGUGUUCAAAAGCUUGAAGUUGUUGUUACUGAGUGGCACAAAUCUUAAGCAUUGGGAAGCUAGCAGUGAUAAUUUCCCAAUUUUAAAACGCCUUGUUCUGAAGAAGUGCCGCCAUCUGCAAGAAAUUCCAGCAGACUUUGGGGAAAUUUGUACUUUGGAGUCAGUUGAGUUACAUGAUUGCAGCGCUACUGCUGAGGAUUCUGCCAAAAAUAUUGAACGAGAACAAGAGGACAUGGGAAAUAAUAUCCUCAAGGUUUACAUCAUCCAUAACAAUGACUGGGACUGUUGCUUAGUUUGAGGGACCAUCUAAUGUCAUCUUCCAAAUGCAGAAUGUUUUAGUUUAUAUUAUGAAAAGUAAAAUCUUUCGAUUUUAUGUUCUGAUCAUUUGUAAAUUCAUGUUUUUGAAAUAAGCAUGUUUAAUACAUGUCUGGCCCAUUUGUGAUUUUGUAUUUCCCAUCUACCACCGUGAUCCUAUAAUACAUGGUUUUUCUCUCAUUUCAACCUUCGUAGGGUAUUGGCCAUUUUCAAUACAAAUGGAUACUUCAAGUCAUUUCCCCUUGUAAUUACAAAGUUGUUUCAUUUGAGAUAUAUUCAAGUUAGAUUGAACUGAGAUAUUCCUGUAUGAAUCUCAGAGCUUCAAAAUCUUGAAGGGCUCAAACUUCGUGUAGUGAUUUUUUCUCUGGGCAGACAUAUAUCCAACUGGUAUGAUGUUGCCAAAUUUUGAAGAGCUCAAACUUAAACAUUGUCAAACCUUGAUUGAUGAAUGGAGAUUGAGUGAUGAAGACAAGCUCAAAAGCUUGAAGUUGUUGAUUGUUGUUACUGAGUGGCUCUGAUCUCAAGUGUUGGAAAGCUAGCAGUAAUAACUUCCCAAAUCUAAAACGCCUCAUACCGAAGAAGUGCUACAGGCUGAAAGAAAUUCCAGCAGAUUUGGCGAAAUUGGUACUUUGGAGUCAAUUGUGUUACACGAUUGCAGCAUUACUGCUGAGGAUCCUGCAAGAGAGAUUGAACAAGAGCAAGAGGACAAGGGAAAUUAUUCCCUUAAGGUCUACAUCCGUAACAGUCGCAGUAAGUUUUUAAUCUCUCCAAAAAGUUGUUCGAUUCUUCACAUUAUUAAUUACCUCUUUGAAAUUAAGAUGAUGACUUCUACUUUAUAUCUUGCCUAUGGAGUACAUGAAUCACUGGUUUCACACUUGAAUCUGUUUUCGUCUGUUCAACUAUGUAAGUGUUUUUCGUUGAUGACUGGUGCUUUCACGCGUUGUUCUACAAAUGGGAAUCUCACUAAUCAGAUGAAAAUGGGAAUUAGAGUUUAGGACCAAAACGAUCACAUAUUACAUACAUUAAGGACUAUUUUAAUAAAGUGGUAUAUAUAAAGGAUCAAAGAAUCCAAACCCCAUACAUUAGGGAUCAUUUUGAUCAA
Solanum tuberosum (potato) is the source of this 3868-nucleotide messenger RNA. RefSeq names its product putative late blight resistance protein homolog R1B-23. NCBI's taxonomy places the organism in Eukaryota, Viridiplantae, Streptophyta, Magnoliopsida, Solanales, Solanaceae. The transcript has 2 exons. The coding region runs from base 77 to 2749 and encodes 890 amino acids. The record is from RefSeq and is a predicted model, not a curated record. Gene Ontology annotation, biological process: defense response to other organism. Gene Ontology annotation, molecular function: ADP binding.